CCCAGCAGAAAUGUCGGAAAGUGGGAGUCAGGAGCCCGCGGCGGGGCCCCUGAACGGUGGCGGCAGCCCGACGACAGGAGCCCCAAGACCGCCGGUCGGCAACAAAGUGACGGUGGUGCUCGGGGCUCAGUGGGGCGACGAGGGGAAAGGAAAAGUUGUGGACCUGCUGGCACAAGACGCGGACAUGGUGUGCAGAUGUCAGGGCGGCAACAACGCAGGACACACGGUGGUGGUUGACUCAGUGGAGUACGACUUUCACCUCCUCCCCAGCGGCAUCAUCAACCCCAAGGUCACCGCUUUCAUUGGUAAUGGUGUAGUGAUCCACCUUCCAGGCCUGUUCGAAGAGGCAGAAAAGAACGAACGCAAAGGAAAAAGUCUAAAAGACUGGGAGAAGAGGUUGAUCAUCUCAGACAGAGCACACAUCGUGUUUGACUUCCACCAAGCGGUCGAUGGCGUUCAGGAACAGCAGAGACAAGAGCAAGCAGGCAAGAACCUCGGGACAACAAAGAAGGGGAUUGGUCCAGUGUACUCAGCUAAAGCAGCACGUAGCGGCCUCAGGAUAUGUGACCUGUUGGCUGACUUCACCCAGUUCUCUGAAAGGUAUAAAGUACUGGCCCAGCAGUACAAGGCCAUGUACCCCACUCUUGAGAUUGACAAAGAAGGAGAGCUGGUUAAAUUAAAGGAUUAUGUGGAGCAGAUCAAGCCCAUGGUGAGAGACGGGGUGCACUAUAUGUACGAAGCUCUUCAUGGUCCUCCAAAGAAGAUUUUGGUAGAAGGAGCCAAUGCAGCGCUGCUGGACAUAGACUUUGGGACGUACCCGUUCGUGACAUCGUCCAACUGCACGGUGGGCGGGGUGUGUACGGGUCUCGGCAUGCCGCCUCAGAAUGUCGGCGAGGUUUACGGGGUUGUGAAGGCCUACACCACCAGAGUGGGCAUCGGAGCUUUCCCGUCAGAACAGAGCAACGAGAUUGGAGAGCUGCUGCAGACACGAGGGAAGGAGGUGGGAGUGACCACAGGCAGGAAGAGGCGAUGUGGUUGGCUGGAUCUGGUGCUCAUCAAAUAUGCACACAUGAUUAAUGGCUUUACCGCGUUAGCUCUUACCAAACUCGACAUACUUGACGUGCUCUCAGAGAUCAAAGUGGGCGUAGCAUACAAAGUCGGCAACCAAUCUAUACCUCACUUUCCAGCCAAUCAGGAGGUGUUACAGUGUGUGGAGGUCCAGUAUGAGACGCUGCCUGGCUGGAAGAGCGACACUUCAGCCGCUAGAAGCUUUGAGGAGCUGCCGGAGAAUGCCCAGAAAUAUGUUCACUUCAUUGAGGAGCAUGUGGGAGUGCCUAUCAAGUGGAUCGGAGUGGGCAAGUCCCGGGAGUCCAUGAUCCAGCUAUUCUAGAUGGUGGGAGGAAAAAACACAAGCAAAGAGGACGCACAGCAGCGAAUCCACUCGACCCAUCAUCCACAACCCCCUCUCUCACACACAGCCUACCUACCUGUCUCAACUCUCCGACAGAGACAUGAGCAUUGUGUCUGUUUUUAAUGCUUCAGCACUGUCCCAUCAGACUGUCCCAUGGUACAGGUCAAACCUCUCUGGAUCAGACUCCCAUCAGACUGAACUCCCCUUUAUGAAUGGUUCCCAGCGUCUGCAUCUGGAUUUUAAACCGUUUUAAACUUUAGGAUAACAGUUUCACACUCAAGUCCCUCUUUUAUUUGCCCCUGUUUAUAACAUAGCAGUUUAUUUUAGACACAUGCUACAGUCGGCAACACCAGCUGCCAUCAGGUCUGAUAAAGGACAUAAGGGACACACACACACACACACACACACUCUCUCUCUCACACACACACACACACACACACACAGGUACAGACACAGGUUAACCCCCAGAGGAACUGUUCACGGAUGUUUAGUUGGUCAAACUUUUGUGUGUUUUUGUUAAUCUAUGCUGUGUUUUAAAUGCGCUGUCUGUUGUAAAUCAGUUUAAAAAGUUUUAACCUCUGCACUUUAGAUGCUUUGGACUUUUCUGCUUUAUGUUUUAUUCUGCCAGAUGUACAGCACAUCCUGACAUGAUAAAGGGAUCCUUUAAUAUUUUAAAGUUUGUCUUUUUAUGUUUUGUUUUCCGAAUGUCAGACAUCUUCUUAUAUUGCCUUGUUCAACCAAAAAAAAAAAAA
Messenger RNA from Scomber japonicus (chub mackerel), 2163 nucleotides. It is a transcript of the gene adss2, whose product is annotated as adenylosuccinate synthase 2. The coding region runs from base 11 to 1390 and encodes 459 amino acids. Gene Ontology annotation, molecular function: GTP binding; adenylosuccinate synthase activity. Gene Ontology annotation, cellular component: cytoplasm. The transcript is spliced from 13 exons. The record is from RefSeq and is a predicted model, not a curated record. Gene Ontology annotation, biological process: 'de novo' AMP biosynthetic process; IMP metabolic process. NCBI's taxonomy places the organism in Eukaryota, Metazoa, Chordata, Actinopteri, Scombriformes, Scombridae.